Corvus hawaiiensis (hawaiian crow) is the source of this 7692-nucleotide messenger RNA. It is a transcript of the gene MIER2, whose product is annotated as MIER family member 2. Gene Ontology annotation, biological process: negative regulation of transcription by RNA polymerase II. Gene Ontology annotation, molecular function: histone deacetylase binding; transcription corepressor activity. The transcript has 13 exons. The coding region runs from base 3657 to 5417 and encodes 586 amino acids. The record is from RefSeq and is a predicted model, not a curated record. Lineage: Eukaryota; Metazoa; Chordata; Aves; Passeriformes; Corvidae. Gene Ontology annotation, cellular component: nucleoplasm.
GGUGGAGCGGACUGGGAGCCCCGGGGCUAUGGCCCGGCAGAGCCCGACAGCGGUGUGGAGUCGCUGGAGCCGGGGUCAGGGGUGUGGAACUGUUGGAAGGGGCUCGCAGAGGCUCUCAGGUGAGAGACGGCCUGAGCAGUGGGAGAGCACGGAGGUCAGGAUCCUGGGAAUGGCAGAGGGCUGGGGAAGGUGGUGGGAACGGUUGGUUAGGGUGGCCAGGAUGGUUCUCAGCACCUUGCCUAGGGGCCAGAAGGUAAAGAGGGCUGGGUGGGGACUCCUCACUGCCUCUCCAAUUGCCAAGUCGUGUUUGCCUUGGUGUCUUGUGCUGAAACAUUUCUGCUGUCGCUCCAUCACACUUUGAGUUGGUGAUGCCUUUGCCCAUCAAGUCUUGCCAUGUCCCUCAAAUAUCCUUGACCUGUUGUAAUGGUUGUUGUGACACAUGCACGCUUCAUUUCUAUGGCAUGAUCCUCAUGGUGACCACAACAUGGAACAAGGGUGCUGGGAAGACUUUGAGGUACUCUGUGGCAAGAUCUUGGAUCCCUGUUGGCUGUGACAGCAUCUGUCCAAGGGCAGGGCUUCGCUUCCAGGGUAUUUCACUGUUCUGCAUGAGGAAGGCACUGCCUGGCCUGUUGGCCCAUCCACCACGGUUCAGCCUUUGGUGGAGCACCAAAGCUGGAUUCGUUUGUGCCAAAGUGUUGUUUGGGCACAUUGUUGGGCCAGAGUGCUGCCUUGGCACCCUGCACUGCUGUGGCUCAGAGAGGUCUGUCCAGGGGACAUCCAGGAACUGUCAUUGUCUCUUGGGUGAGGUUUGGCUGUGGAGCACCUCUGCUGUGACACUGCACAGGUGUGAUGGGGCCCUGAUCUUCCUGAGCAGUGCAGAAGGUGGUCUUUGUGUUGUGUCAUCUGCUCAUUCUUCGAUCUUUCAGAGGCAUAACUUGCAGGACAAAUCUGUUUCCAUCUGUGCUGCUUCCCUCUGGCUACAGCUGGAGUUUGUGGAAAAUGGCCCCAUGGCCAAGGAGUGUGGACAAGGCAGAGGAAGCAGGAAUGCUUCUCGCUGAAUCUGAAAUAUGUGUUAGACUGGCUCAGGAAUCUAUGUUAGUUAAUAAAGAGUAACACUGGAAAGGGAAAUUUCUUUUUUUUUCCCCUCACUUUUUUGCAAGAGUGGUUUCAGUCUGGAGGGUUUUCUCAGGGGAGACACAGCUGGCCUCACAGUGAGAAACGCCUUUGUCAGGGCAGAAAGCUCAGACUCUGCCUUUGCCCUUGUUUCCUAAAUGAUGGCUGAGCUUCAUUCCAUUUGCUCAAAUCCUUGAGUCCACACCUAAGGAGGGAGUGCAGGAGUCAUCCAGAAAUACAAACAUGAGAGUGCGUAGUUGACCAACCUCUGUGUAACUUCUGAGAGGAAAGUUACUCUUAAGCCUGAGCAGCAGAAACUAGCAGGAGGAAAGUGGCACUGGGGAUGGUAAAGUGAGAUCAAAGGAAUUUAAUCUCCCUUUUUGCCCCCCAAGAUUAAAUGCCUCAUGGGCAUAGGAGCCAGUUUCCAACAUCACAGUGCACUGUGAGAGUAACUGGAGUUCCCCACUGCUACCUUUGAUGGUGAUGGAAUCCGUCAGCAGCAGGAAGAGCAGUGACACCCUGGCCCACAGCUGUUCUCUGUGUUGCUGGUGCGUGCCAUGCUCUUGCAUUUCUGCCUCCUGUGUGGUGUUUGGAUUUGAAGUGUCAGGCUGCACCUACCUCACCUUCAGACCAAGUAGCUCCACAUCCUGUGGCUCUGGCAAUCAGUGCAGUCAGCAAUAUUCUGUCAUCAGUUACGUUUCCAAGCCAGACUUGCCUUUCUCUCCUGUUCCUUUGACUCUUGUUUCUGUGGUCUUCUGGAUUUGUAAAUAAUCUGAGGGAUUGCUCCGUUACACCUGUGUUUAAAUUUAUGCAGGGAGUGGGCCAUUUGCUUUGUCUAUCACCUGUUUCUUGUUUCCUCAGCCCUAGCACAGAGUGCUGGUUAUUCCAUGGUGACUCCAGCAUUCCCACUUGCUCUGGUGCUCCGUUACUGCUUCGGAUAAUUAAACUCCUGAUUAGUUAUGGAAUUGUCACCCUGUUGUAGUGGCCAAUCCUCUUACUUUCGGCACCUGGUUAUUAAUAGGAGAUCUCAUGGCUCCUGAAGUAUUCUUGACACCUUUUCAAGCCAGCCCAUCCAUGUCAACAGCUUCAGCCUUUGUUUUCAGAGGCCUUAUUGAUCCCCAGGCAAGGAGGAGCCAUUGAUCUACACAUCAUUGUCUGAGCCAAGUGAGUUCUGCAGAUUGUCCAGGACCCGGAGGGAGUAUGGGUAGACCACACCCUUUCCAUGAAACCACGGUUGUUUGCUUGGAAGGAUUUAUCCAAGAGGGUUUUGUACUUGGUCACAUUCCAGCAAAACCCAACAGAGGCACAUUGACACUUUCCCGACUUACAGAGCCAUUUCCUGGUAUGACCAUCCUCAAAAUGGACUCUGUCCCCUUCUCCUUUCAUCAUCCUGUCACUUCUCCCUUCUCUUUUUGUGUGCACAGUUGUAGGGCUCUGUCUGGAGCCAGAGUGGUCUCAGUGGGGCUUAUCUUGGGGGAUGGUGGGCUGGAGGCAUCUUCUUCAUUGUUCUGGAAUUUCCAGUCUCUGUGUUGAUAGUUGAAGGCACUAACUCAGAACCCACACUCUGUGGUGGCCUUUUUUUGGUGAAUACUUUGCUUUGUUGUUAGAGGAUAGAUUUUGAUGUGAAGCUAUACUGUGUUUUCUUAAAUAAGUUGUAAGAGGCCCAUACUGGAAACACUGUAAAUGUUCCAACUCCCACUGAAUAAGUGAGGAGUGAUGGUGCACAGCUGAGAUUGUUGCUGGCUGAGGAUCCUACAGAGAUGUCACUGGGGACUGGGGGACUGACACUGGGAUUUUCUUCUGCAGUCAGGUGCUCUCAGUCACCCAAAAGCUUUGAUUGUUUACCUGUUUGCUCCCUGCCUAGGCUAAACUUGAUGAACAGCAUUUCCAUGCACAGCAGCCGGAGGAGCAGCAGAUGUUCUGUCUGGGUUAUUUUCUUCAGCCCAUGCUGCUGCCUGAACUUGUGACCGAGCACCAAAUGCCACCCUGCAGGUGCCUGUUCUCAGGCUCUGCCUGGCUCAGCCUCUCCCACCUUGCCUGUGCCAUUUGUGGUCCUACCAGACUCCUUCUCUGCCUGCUCAGCUGUUUCUCUGCUCAUGCCCCUGAGCUCCUGAGUGCAGUGGGGCAUCAGGGAGAAGCCAGGGUGUUGUGGCUGGCUGCUCCCUGAAGGGUCAACCCCUAAAAAUGCUGCGCUUGGAUGCGAUAUGUGUGUUUAGAAUAACAGCUGAAGGUCCAGGUCCUUCUUUUAAGUGAACAUGUAAAUCAUGAAGGUCUGAGGUCUUAAACUGGUGGGGGGAUAAGUAGUGAGUAGAGUGCUGGAGGUAAAAUAGAUGGAAUGGAAACACAUGGGCUGAGGGGAAGGCGAGGAGGCCAGGAAAAACUGCUCAAUACACCCGAUGAACUCUUCUCAACAGCACGGUUCCUAACACUGCCCUGUGGGCAUUUGGGCCUCUGUUGGCCGGCAGAGCCCGAGGGUGGUCGCAUACCCAGCCCGUGGCCUAUGUCCUGGAGAGCCCGCCCUUCAAAGCGCAGCAGUUGUGUCAAUGGGCUCAGCUGAUCAUCGACUGAACCUGGCAGAGAUCCUUUCCCAGAACUACGGUGUGAGGGAAGAAAGGGAGGAAGAUGAUACUCAGGAGAAGCAGAAAUCUUUAGAAGAGCUGGAGAAGAGUUUCAGUGCCUCUCAGAGCAGUGAAAUGCCAUUUGAGGAGCUGCUCGCACUGUAUGGCUAUGAGGCAUCUGAUCCCAUCUCGGAGCAGGACAGUGAGAGCAAUGACAUCACUCCCAACCUCCCUGAUAUGACUCUGGAUAAGGAACAAAUAGCGAAGGAUUUGCUUUCAGGGGAAGAAGAGGAGGAGACACAAUCUUCAGCUGACGAUCUGACUCCAUCCGUCACGUCCCACGAUGCAUCGGACUUAUUCCCAAACCAGCCUGGCUCAAACAACUUCCUUGCUGAUGAAGACAAAGAGCCAUGUUCAUCUCCAUGUGCUUCCUCCAUGGCAGAGGAUUCAGAGGUGGAUUCCAUCCCAUCCAAUGAGUGUAAGAAGGAGAUCAUGGUUGGACCUCAGUACCAGGCCACUGUUCCCAUCCUCCGCUUAAACAGGCACAGGCAAAAAGUGCUUUUUCUGUUAGCCUAUGAGAAUGAAGAUCAGCUGCUUUGGGACCCGAACAUCCUCCCUGAGAGGGAGGUGGAAGAGUUCCUGUACCGCGCUGUGAAGCGGCAGUGGGACGAGCUGUCCAGCAGCAGCCUGCCAGAGGGAGAGGUGGUCAAGGACAAUGAGCAGGCUUUGUAUGAGCUGGUGAAAUGCAACUUCAAUGCAGAAGAGGCACUGCGGAGGUUACGGUUCAACGUGAAGGUUAUCAGAGAUGAGCUUUGUGCCUGGAGCGAGGAAGAAUGUAGAAAUUUUGAACAUGGCUUUAGAGUCCAUGGGAAAAACUUUCACCUUAUCCAAGCAAACAAGGUCCGCACCCGGUCGGUGGGCGAGUGCGUGGAGUAUUACUACAUGUGGAAAAAAUCAGAGCGCUAUGACUACUUCACUCAGCAGACUCGUCUAGGAAGGAAGAAGUACGUCCUCCACCCUGGAGCCACGUGCGUGGAAUAUUCUCACACUAAAAUUAGUAAUAUUAACCUCCCAGUGAAGAUUCCUGCUGCAAAGCACCUCCGCUUAACAGACUGCGCUUUCUUCUCCAGAAGGGAUUUCACCGACAAUGACCUGGAUGGGGUUGAAGUGGAAAACACGAAUCGUUCUCGGAGCUCCCCACCAAUUCCCUCUGCAGCUGGCUGCCUGGAUGCUCACUUUGGUCAAGAUCAGAUAGCAAUUGAGAGCACAGAGCCCCUGAGUGUGGAGAGCACGGCCUGCAGCCUGGGCAGCAUCAGCGAGUCGGGGCAGGGCUACGAGUGCAGCACUCCCUCAGAGACAAACUGCUCCUUUGACCCCACGGAGGAGACGUCCUCGGGCGCUGUCCCUGCGCCCUGCCCACGCCACGCUGUCACCCCCUCUGAGCCGGAGCUCUUCGCUUUGCCGCCCGCGGGACCAGGACUGGCAGAGAAGCAGGAGUCGUUGCAGAACUCUGGUGAGACAAUAACCAUGGACUUCACUCUCCCUGCAGACAUUAACGAGGGGUUGCCUUUAAUUGCUGGCCCUGUGGAUUCGGACAGAGACCGUGAGGCAGUGGUGGCCCCUGCGCAAGUGUCCUUAUCGGUCACAGAUUUCGGUCUCAUUGGCAUCGGAGAUGUAAAUACUUUUCUGACUGCUCAUCAGGCUUGCCCAGCACCUGUGGCUCGGUCAGAGCCUCUGUCACAGUGAGAGUCUCCAGUCACAAAUUUGUCACAGACCCAGCAAGGACUUUGACCUGACUGAGUGAAAUUCUGGAACUUCCGCUGUCCUGUAGGGACAGUUUGGAGCUGUUGGUCGGAAUCUGUCUUUCCAUCCUCCUUGAUCCAAGGCUACAGUGAAACCAAACACCUUUCUGCUCCAGUGUAUCCUGACACAAUCGUGCAAAGUGGUGGCUGGCUUUCCUGAGUGGGGAGGUCCAUCACCCCCCUCCUACGCUGACCAUGUGUCACCCCAGGUGAUGCCAGUCUGCUCAGAGAGUCCCUGCCUCGGGACAGGGGACGUGUCCCUUGGCCCCAGCGGGACAGUCUGAGGGCAGAGGUGCUUUGAGAAGAGGGAUGUAUCACCGUCAUGGUGAGGGUGCAGUCUGGGGGUCCGAGAGCUUGGGAGGGCUGCAGGGCAGUUUCCUGCAGAGACGGGCACGGCGAUGCCAAAGGAGGCUGACGAGUCUUGGCCCUUCUCCCAUGGGCAGCGUGUUGCAGUAGGAGCCGCUCACCCCGUCCUUCUCCCAUCAGCCAUGGGUCAUAACAGGCGGGCACACAGCUGCUGCCACCUCCAGCAGCCAGGUGUUCCCGACUCUCCACCAGCUGCAGGUGGGACGUGGCCUGGCCCAGCCCUUGGGCAGAAGCGUCGGGUCUUGGAAAGGAAUGCUGCGUGGUGCAGCAGCGUCGUGUGCACUCGAGUCCUUCUCACCUUCCCAUGCAGUGCUGGGCCAGGGAGAACUUCUGUGGGGAGUAACAGGAGUUUCUAGACCCACAGAGUGAUGCUGGCCCAGAGCUGUGGCGCUGCUGCUUCUGCUGCUGGCAGAGGAUGACCUGAUCUUCACUGAGCCGCUAUGCGAGUGGAUAAAAUGCAGGUGAAAACAUCUCUUAACUUCCCAGUUUGUUCCAACAAUUUGUCAGCAGAGGGAGGAGGUUGCUUAGCUCCUAGGAUGCCUGGGAUAGCACAGUCCCAGGCAGGGGAGCACAGUAUCCCUGGGCAUUCCUGCUCCACACCAUCCCUGGGCAUCCCUGCCCCUCCCUGUGUCACAAAACAGGCUGUUUUGAGAGGGAGGUGUGUCUUUUCUGCCCUGUCCAGGGAGGUGCCAGGUGCUGUGCAGAGCCACGGGGGCCUGUCCUUGGGUGUGCUGGAGUCCAAAGCUGCUUCACUUCCCAGGUGUGUUCCAGGUCUGGGAUUGGCCACUGGCUCAACGUGUUCUCAUUCCCCUUUUUCCAUGCAGGUAAUGCUCUCCAUUCCCCUGCUGGGCAAGGUUCUGGUACAGACAGUCCUUUCCUACAGCUGUGUUCUGCAGUUGGGAAGGGGCUUGGGUUGAGGGUUUUUGCUUGUUUUGGUAGGGGCCUUGGGGCUGUCGUUGUGCACUUGGCUCUGCUGCCAGUGGAUCUGGCAGGUACCUAAACCAAAGAGCCUGCAUCCUCCUUUUACCUGGCCCUGGGAAGUUGUGCUCAGCCCUGCAGCAGGAGCACGGAGACAGCAUCGAACAGCCCCAUGGGAUGUCAGGAUUAGACCUUGUCUCAUCUCCUAAGCCCCAGAGCUGGUUUGUGUGCUUUAACAGGGGUUUGCUUCAGUCCCCAGCACUCUGCUGGGAGAUGCUGAGCCCCAGGCACCUGCAGCUGCCUUCACCUGGUGUGGCUUUGUCAGCCAGAUGUGGUGGGCAGAGGCCUCCCCCUGCAGCUGCUCCCAGCUGCUGGGAACAGAAAGCAAACACGAGUGCCCACUCCAUGGUGGAACUGCCCAGGCUGUGAUUCCCAGGAAGCUCCUUGGCUGAAGGGAGGAGGCAGGGUGAGAGCACAGGCAGCCCUCCCAGGGAGGGCCAGGCCUUGGCAUCUCCUCCAUUGGCUGAGAACAUUCUUAGUUUUCCUGAAACCAUUUUUUCUUUUGGUUUAUUUCAAGCCCUAGUGAAAGGAGAGGGGAGCUGGCUGAGGCAGAAAUCUCUUUAUGUCCUUCAGUGUUGUUUACAGAUUUGCAUGGGGUCUUUCAACAUGAGUGCGGCGCUUUUUCAACAUAACUUUGAGGGAGAGGGGUGAAAAAGGCUGGGACAGGGAGGGGGAGUCACUGGGGGAGAAGGUUUGGUUCUUUGUUUUUUUUUGUUGGGGUUUUCUUUUUCCUUCUUACAAAGCACAUUCACUUUGAGCCGCUCCCGAUGCUGGACUCUUUUCUCCCUUGCCCCCCAGCCCUACACUGUGAAGUGACACUGCCUUGAAGACCCCUCGCCGUUAUUUAUUUAAUUAAAAACCUAAUUUGAAAGUGA